This is a messenger RNA of Anolis carolinensis (green anole), 1262 nucleotides long. It is a transcript of the gene rheb, whose product is annotated as Ras homolog, mTORC1 binding. Gene Ontology annotation, molecular function: GTP binding; GDP binding; GTPase activity. The transcript is spliced from 8 exons. Gene Ontology annotation, cellular component: plasma membrane. The record is from RefSeq and is a predicted model, not a curated record. Lineage: Eukaryota; Metazoa; Chordata; Lepidosauria; Squamata; Anolidae. The coding region runs from base 296 to 850 and encodes 184 amino acids. Gene Ontology annotation, biological process: small GTPase-mediated signal transduction.
UCGUGACGUGACCGCGGGAAAGCGAGGCCCGCGCGCGCGCCCGCCCGCAGCCCGAGGUCACGUGAGCCGAGCGGCGGCCGUUGCGUCGCCUCAGCCAGUCAGUCGGGGAGUGAGAGAGCGAGGGAUCGGCACGUUGCGCGCCUUUCUCCUCCUUUUCUUCCGCUUCUGGGUCGGCGUGGUUGAAGGCCAGGCCGCGGCGGGAGAAUCCCUCGGAAGGCUCUCUUUUCCCCCGCUUCUUCGCUGCUGCCGUCGAGGCCGGAGCCCUUGAUGUGGUUCGGGGCCCAGCGGGGAGAAGAUGCCGCCGUCCAAGUCCCGUAAGAUCGCCAUCCUGGGCUACAGGAGCGUCGGGAAAUCAUCUUUGACUAUUCAGUUUGUGGAAGGCCAAUUUGUUGAUUCAUAUGAUCCUACCAUAGAGAACACAUUCACAAAGCUGAUUACAGUAAAUGGACAAGAAUAUCAUCUUCAAGUAGUUGAUACAGCUGGGCAGGAUGAAUAUUCAAUAUUUCCUCAGACUUACUCUAUAGACAUUAAUGGCUACAUUCUUGUUUACUCAGUCACAUCAAUAAAAAGUUUUGAAGUGAUUAAAGUUAUCCAUGGCAAGUUAUUGGAUAUGGUGGGAAAAGUCCAGAUCCCCAUUAUGUUGGUUGGAAAUAAAAAAGACCUGCAUAUGGAACGGGUGAUCAGCUACGAAGAAGGGAAAGCUUUAGCAGAAUCCUGGAAUGCAGCUUUCUUGGAAUCCUCCGCUAAAGAAAACCAGACUGCGGUUGAUGUUUUCAGGAGGAUAAUUUUGGAGGCGGAAAAAAUUGAUGGGGCAUCUUCACAAGGGAAGUCUUCGUGCUCGGUGAUGUGAUUGCACAGCGGAGGCUGAACACUGGGAAUACGCUGUUCUACCUAAAGAAGCAAACUGCCUGUUCCCUUCACAGCGAAACUACGCUUUUUCUUCUUUUGUUAACCUGAACAAUAUACAGUCAGUUGGAGACUUUUCCCCUUCAGAUUAUGUUAAACUCUGACUCCUGUGCAAAAAAAGAGAGAAAAAAAUGGCUUCACUUCCAUUUUCAAAUUUUAAGCAAUCAUAUUUUCAAUUUAUAUAUUGUAUUUCUUAAUAUUAUGACCAAUAAUUUUACUGGCAUUAAUUUUUCAGUGUAGUUGGGUUAGAAUAAUCAUCCAGAUGAUACAUAUUGUUACACUACUAUUAAUAGGCUUGAAUAUCAGUGUUUCUUUGUGUUAAAUGUAUACUUGUAAAUAAAAUAGCUGCAAAUCUU